This is a messenger RNA of Durusdinium trenchii, 1126 nucleotides long. The record is from the annotation of a GenBank genome assembly. Lineage: Eukaryota; Dinophyceae; Suessiales; Symbiodiniaceae.
AUGCGAUGGUCUCGACAUCAAGCAGCUCCCACCGUGGUGGGUGUCCGACUGUCUCACCCAAGAACGCCCCCCAGGUCUGCAGCCUUACAUCGAAUCGCCAAGGCCGCCGAUCACUACCAGGCGCGUUUUUCGGAGGUGGGAGAAACACUCCGACCAGAUCCAGGGCUCCAGGGACGACAUCGUGAAGUCAAGGGCGAUGACCGUUUGCGGUCGUUGGCCUCCAAAGCCACCCGUGGCUCGGUAGGGGAGCUGGUGAAGUGGGACAAGCUCAAAAAACCGCAGACGAUGUCAAAGAUCGUUUGGGCCAUGGCCAAGCUCAACCUGAAGCUGCACAAGCUCGUUUCAGAAGAGGCUUUGCAGAAGCUGCCUGAAUUUGAGCCGCAACAGCUGCUGGGCCUAAACAGAGUUGAAGUUGUGUCGACCGAGAGGCAAGACAUGGGCAUGCGUGCUGGUCCUAUGCGACUCUCCGCACAGAAGAGCCUGGAGCCUCAGAGCCCGAAGCGACGAAUGAGGCUUCCCUUGCGUCAGCUGGCCGCCUUAGAUGGGAGGAUCGCUGAGCUGGCACCUCUGGGUCGGACGAACCUGGCCUGGGCCGUGGCGAAGUUGCAGGUCCAGUCCUGGAGCAUCCAAGAGCUGGUGUGCGAGUGCCGCAACAGUGUCCCUGAGAUGAACGGGCAAAACCUGGCGAACACCAGCUGGGCCUUUGCAACUUUGCGCGAGGCAGAUGAAGACUUCUUCAAUGCAGUGGCCAAGGUGGUCAGAGCUCAAUGCCAGGAGUUUGCUCAGCAGAAUCUGAGCAAUAUGGCAUGGGCCUAUGCAAAGGUGCAAAUCAAGAGGCCUGAGAUGAUGGACGCCAUCUCUGAAUCUGUGCAACGAGUGGUGAACGACAUGCCAGCACAAGGGGUGGCCAACACGGUGGGGAUGCCAAUCUAAGUGUGGGAUGAGGAUCAGCGGGCAAACUCUGAAAUGAACACACCAUCUGGAAGGCAACGACAGACAUCCAACGCUGAUGGUUUCGGUGCUUCCGACAGCUUUCUAAACUGCACACGAUGGUCCUGCACGCGGUAUGCAGGCUUUUUUGGACAGAUAUAAGAUGGGCUAGCGGAUAGCGAGACGAGGCGCAAGC